AUGCCAGGCAAAAAAAGUCCUCGAAAAAGUACGGUGAAUCAUAGUACACAUUCUGGUAAACUACCCGCGAACAUCAAAAGACUCAUAAAAAAGGGCGAAUCUGAUACAAAGUCCAGGCAAUCACCACCCACGCUGGGUACAACGAGGCCAAGAAGAUUUAGCCUUAUAUACUCUUCCGAGUCAUCUUUGAGUGACGUGUCUGAUUCUGAUAAAAACAAAAGUACAAACCUACAUAAAAGCAAGAAAAAAGCAAAAAUCAUUUCAAAUAAUUCCCUAGGUAAGAAAAGUAAACUUAUACAAAGGCAACUAGACAAUGACGACGAGGGCACAGAGUCUUCCGAUUACCAAGCUGUAACGGAUGGCGAGGACAGUGAAAACGAAGAGCAAGAGAGUGAAGAACAAGAUGAUGACGAGGAUGACGAUGAUGAUGAUGAUGAUGAUGAUGGUAGUGAUAGUGAUAGUGAGACAAGUUCGGACGACGAAAAUAUAGAUUUUGUCAAACUGACCGCCCAAAGAAAGAAGAGGGCCAUGAAAGCUUUAUCUGCGAUGAAUACGAAUAGCAAUACACUCUAUUCCUCUCGUGAGAACAGCAACAAAAUUGAUUCCAUUAAAAUAUCACCUAAGAAGGAAGAAGAAGAACAACAACAAAAACAACAACAACAACAAAAUAAAAAGAAAGUAAAUGGUUCAGGUACUGCUACUUCCCAACAGGCACUAUCGUUUAAAUUUAAAAAAGAGGGUGACGGCAUUAGUUUUGGUAAUGGUAGUGAAGAUUAUAAAGAGGAUAUUGGUGAAGAAGUCUUGGAAUUGAAAAAUAAAGAGAGUAAUGACAACGAAGAAGAAAAACUAGAUUCUAAGGCGAUGUUAGGUAACAAUGAUGAAUUACGAUUUCCCAAUAUUUCGGAGUCAGAUGAAUCUGAAUAUGAUAUUGAUCAAGAUGCGUACUUUGAUGUAAUUAAUAAUGAAGACUCUCAUGGAGAAAUUGGCACAGAUCUUGAAACGGGAGACGAUGAUCUUCCCAUAUUGGAAGAGGAGGAACAAAAUAUUGUUUCUGAGCUGCAGAAUGACGACCAACUCUCAUUUGAUGGUAGCAUACAUGAAGAAGGGUCCGACCCCGUAGAAGACGCUGAAAAUAAAUUCUUACAAAAUGAAUACAAUCAAGAAAACGGAUACGACGAAGAGGAUGACGAAGAAGAUGAAAUAAUGUCUGAUUUUGAUAUGCCGUUUUAUGAAGAUCCGAAAUUUGCCAAUCUCUAUUAUUAUGGUGAUGGUUCAGAACCAAAAUUAUCCUUGAGUACAUCUUUGCCUUUAAUGUUGAAUGACGAAAAACUAUCUAAACUAAAAAAGAAAGAGGCCAAAAAAAAGGAACAGGAAGAAAGGAAACAGAGGCGAAAGCUUUAUAAAAAGACCCAAAAACCCAGUGCAAGAACAACUUCCAAUGUGGACAACGAUGAGUAUAUUUUCAAUGUUUUCUUUCAAUCCGAUGAUGAAAACAGUGACAAUAAGAUCAAGAAAGGCAAGCACAAAGCGGACAAAAAUAGUCUUGACCAUAAAAAUAAAGGCCUAAAUUUAAUAAAACCCAAUGAUAACUUGGAACCAUCAGUUCAUAAACUAGGCCUGAAUUCUGGAAAAUACGAAUCCUCUGAUGAUGAAUAUGACAACAUUUUGUUGGAUAUUGCCCAUAUGCCUUCUGAUGAUGAACGUAGUGAAUCUGAAGCAUCUCAUGAUCCUGACACAGAUGAGGAAUUGAGAGCGCUAGAUUCAGAUAGCUUAGACAUUGGCACAGAAUUAGAUGACGAUUACGAAGACGACGAUGACGAUUCUAGUGUGACAAAUGUGUUUAUAGACAUCGAUGAUUUAGACCCAGAUUCAUUUUACUUCCAUUACGACGACAGCGAUGGAUCUUCCUCUAUGGCAAGUUCUAACUCAGACAAAGAAAAUUCCGACGGAUCCAAAGAUUGCAAGCAUGAUCUUUUAGAGACUGUUGUGUACGUUGAUGACGAAUCUACAGAUGAAGAUGAUAACCUACCACCCCCAAGUUCAAGGUCGAAAAAUAUUGGCUCAAAGGCAAAGGAAAUCGUAAGCUCAAACGUUGUCGGGUUACGUCCACCCAAGUUAGGUACUUGGGAGACUGAUAACAAACCUUUUAGUAUUAUUGAUGGUCUCUCUACUAAAUCAUUAUACGCCUUAAUCCAAGAACAUCAACAACUUCGGGAACAGCAUCAAAGGGCUCAAACUCCAGAUAUUAAAAGAGAGGGAAGCGCCAAUGGCAAUAAUGGCACUGUCAAUGGCGACGAAUUGACACUCAAUGAACUAUUAAAUAUGAGUGAAUUAGAGGAUGAUUCACCAUCCCAUACAGACGAUAUGGAGAAAAAUGGUAAUUGCAAUGAUGCCACUAAUAAAAAAAGUGCCAAUGGCCAUGCUGCAGAUUGGUACGAAGUCCCUAAAGUUCCUUUAUCUGCAUUUAGAAAUAAGGGUAUUAAUGCCUACGAAGAAGAUGAAUACAUGCUACCAACAAAUUCUAAUAGAAAAGUUCCCAUUGGCUAUAUUGGUAAUGAAAGGACACGGAAGAAGAUCGAUAAGAUGAAAGAGUUACAACGGAAAAAAACUGAAAAGAAAAGGCAAUUAAAGAAGAAAAAGAAGCUUUUAAAAAUAAGAAAACAAAGGCAAAAGGCAAUAAAGGAACAAGAAACUAUGAAUUUACAGUUGGGAAUCAAUGGCCAUGAUAUUCCCGGUAACAAUAACAGUCAUAGUGAUAUAAACACCGGUACAGACUUCACUACGAAUGAAAAUACUCCUAUGAAUGAUUUUCCCUCUCACGCAUCUGAAGAUGCGUCAUUGUUACCUCAUGAUGCUGAUCUUACCGUGGGCACCAAUACAAGGAAAAACUCAACAAAGAGUGUUGGUUUAGAUGAAAUCCAUGAGAUUUUGGGCAAAGACGAAAACGACUUACUACCUGUAGGCGAUAUCAAUGAUUACGAUACACAAGAAAACCAUGCAAUUGAAGAUACUGACGCCGACAUCCUAGCAUCGUUAACCGCUCCUGUGCAAUUCGACAAUACAUUAAAUCAUGAAAACAGUAAUUCUAUGUGGAGGAGAAGACAGAGUAUGGUGGAAGCAGCGGCAGAAAAUCUUCGUUUUACUAAAAAUGGUUUAUUCAGUGAAAGUGCACUGGCAGAUAUUGAAGGAAUUAUGGGCAAUGAUACUAAUCAUUCGUUCGAGUUCAAUGAUGUCUUACAGUGA
Saccharomyces paradoxus is the source of this 3243-nucleotide messenger RNA. RefSeq names its product Ifh1p (gene IFH1). Gene Ontology annotation, biological process: regulation of ribosomal protein gene transcription by RNA polymerase II. The transcript has a single exon. Gene Ontology annotation, molecular function: transcription coregulator activity. The record is from RefSeq and is a predicted model, not a curated record. The coding region runs from base 1 to 3243 and encodes 1080 amino acids. Lineage: Eukaryota; Fungi; Ascomycota; Saccharomycetes; Saccharomycetales; Saccharomycetaceae.